This is a messenger RNA of Macroventuria anomochaeta, 1277 nucleotides long. RefSeq names its product Clavaminate synthase-like protein. The transcript is spliced from 2 exons. Lineage: Eukaryota; Fungi; Ascomycota; Dothideomycetes; Pleosporales; Didymellaceae. Bases 82 to 1113 code for a protein of 343 amino acids. The record is from RefSeq and is a predicted model, not a curated record.
GCAAGACAUCGACUCCUUCCUUCCUUUCGCACCCACCAGCACGCAAUACCUUCAAAAGCUAUACUACAACUCCACAAUACUAUGGCGAACAUACCAAUCGUCGACUUCAGCGCCUACUCACACAAGAUUAAACAUGGCGACAGAACCAAAACCGCAAAGGAAAUCGACGAAGCAUUCCGCAACGUAGGCUUCGUAUACCUAAAGAACCACGGCGUAUCGAAAGAGAGAGUACAAAAGUGCUUUGAAUGGUCCAGGAAAUUCUUCGCCCUACCACUGGACACGAAGAUGAGAGCUCCGCAUCCCCCAGGCGGCUCUCACCACCGCGGCUACUCCGCCCCUGGGCUCGAGAAAGUAUCCCAACACACGUACGACGCGAAUGAACUGAAUAAACUGCGCGAAGUACCGGAUCACAAAGAGUCCUUUGAGUGUGGAAACACCACCGAUGCGGCUCAACCCAACAUAUGGCUCCCUGAAGCCGCACUCCCGGGCUUUCGAGACUUUAUGGAGAGUUUCUUUGCCGACUGCUCCGCGCUAAUCCACCAGUUGUUGGACGCGCUGAGCGUUGCUUUGUCGCUAGACAACAGUCUCUCGCCCACACACAGCCGAUCUCACUUCCAGCUCCGCCUUCUACACUACCCGUCCCUCCCUUUCCCCGAACUCGCACAAGGCAAGCGGAGCCGGAUAAACGCACACUCUGACUUCGGCACGCUUACGCUGCUUUUCCAGGACAGCGUUGGUGGGCUGGAAGUCGAGGAUCCGCAGACGGGCGGGUUUAGAAGUGUGGAACCGGUGGACGAUGCGGUGCUGGUCAAUGUGGGGGAUUUGUUGGCAAGGUGGAGUAAUGGAUGGUGGAAGAGUACGGUGCAUAGAGUUAUGUCACCGCCUGCUCUGAAGUCGGAGACGGAAGAGGAGGGAGGGGUGGAAGCGGUGGUGGGUGGGAUGGUGGCAGAUAGGUACUCAAUCCCCUUUUUUGCAACUGCGGAUCCGGAGACGGUGAUUGAGGCGUUGCCGGGGUGUUGGAGCAAUGAAAACCCGAAAAAGUAUGAGAGUGUUACGGCGUGGGGGUAUGUGCAGAUGCGCAUGGCAGCGCUGUACUCGUCAUCUCAGUCAUAGUCGUUGGGGCCGGAGAUCACUCAUUGGAUGAUCAGCUUCAAAACGAACUCCCAUUGGAAGUAAGUACCUGCAAUCGUUAAACUGUUGGGUAUGAUGAGAGAUGUAGGGCAUGCUCAAAAACUCCCGUGAUCUAAUGCUUCAACUAAUAUCUACACUUCUCCCAC